AUGUGCUACCAGGUCGUCGAACGCUACGCCGUCUGCCGCUGUCUCUACCACAAGCACGCCAUCGACCCGUGCGCCCAAUACGGACAGUAUGGCCACAGCGUCCAAGAGAAGACGGUCCUCGUGGGCUACGCCUGCAGCGUCCACACCAACUACAGCUUGGCCGCCCCGUCGAGCUCCAUACACGACGGCGAGCUGCCCCCGGAUUCGGGCUACUCGAGCUUCCCGAGCCUCGACGUCUGCCACGCCCACCACCGCUACCGACGCUUCUAG
Lasiodiplodia theobromae is the source of this 270-nucleotide messenger RNA. RefSeq lists its product as uncharacterized. Bases 1 to 270 code for a protein of 89 amino acids. The record is from RefSeq and is a predicted model, not a curated record. The transcript has a single exon. NCBI's taxonomy places the organism in Eukaryota, Fungi, Ascomycota, Dothideomycetes, Botryosphaeriales, Botryosphaeriaceae.